Diorhabda carinulata is the source of this 2476-nucleotide messenger RNA. RefSeq names its product facilitated trehalose transporter Tret1-like. Bases 913 to 2310 code for a protein of 465 amino acids. The transcript is spliced from 4 exons. The record is from RefSeq and is a predicted model, not a curated record. Gene Ontology annotation, biological process: transmembrane transport. Gene Ontology annotation, molecular function: transmembrane transporter activity. Gene Ontology annotation, cellular component: membrane. NCBI's taxonomy places the organism in Eukaryota, Metazoa, Arthropoda, Insecta, Coleoptera, Chrysomelidae.
GUCAUUUUUUGGAGUACAGUUUUUGUCGGUUUGUUCCGUGGUUUUUGAGGAUAAAUAUAAAACCGCACAUAUUUAUAGUUAAAACGAAAAUAUCAAAUAAUAUACAGGGUGCUCCAUUCCAAAAUUAUCUAAAUUGAUCAUAUUAAAUGAUUAUAAACUUUUAACCCACUUAAAUACUUUCGAUAUGAAAUAUUUAUUAAAACCUCAUGAAGAAACACACCUUAGAAUAAAAAAACGUAUACAAAACGCUUAUUAUUCGAGUCGUUUUUAACAAGUGACGUAACGAAUUCUUCCUCUCGACUGUUUUAUACCGGAGAACCUUCUACCAACCUUGGUACUCUCCCGUGCUCGGUAACUGUCGAUCCAAUUCGACAUUGUAUCGAUUUUUAUGGUAAACAGCAAACGAUGAUUGGUUAUAAUUGUGGGUCGUUCACAUAAUUGCCAACUCGACUGUUGAAGGUACGAUCUUUAACGAUAUGUCUCGAACAUAAGAUAACGUUUCCAAAUUUAAAAUUAUUUCGUUUAAUGAAAAUUAUAUAAUUCUAAAUCGUGUAUAUUUCAUGAACUUACUUCGUAUAAUUUAAUUUGCGUAUUUAUAAAUAACUGCAGAAUCGAUAAAAAACUUAUUAUCACAAUAAAUAUUCGAUCUUUAUGACAUUAACGCAGUUUUUGAGGUUAUGUUACUUGAUAUUGGAAUAAUAUGGUAUUUAAGUCAUUAUCUCAACCUCUGGAAUUGUUUAAUUACUUUCACAUAUUUUUGAUGAGAAAUAACUUGUUGAUAAUGUUAUUUGUUAUAUUUCAAACGUAAUCGUUUCUCCUACUUUUACAUAUUUAUAUAUGUAUCAUAAUUUAUGUAUCGUUUUUAUUCGAACGAUACCGCGGAAACAGUAACUAUACUUAAUCAUCGUGACAAUGAAACUAUUUGAUUGUUCCAAAUUUCAGUUUAGGAUUUUUCAGUACUUAGCUGCUCUUGCAGCUAAUUUGGGUAUGUUUUCUAUGGGUCUACAUUACGGAUGGCCUUCAUUAGCUAUUCCAGAUUUAACUAGCGGUAAAUAUUCAUUUAAUUUAACGGAUUCGGAAGCGUCAUGGAUUGUAGCUGUAACACCUUUGGGAUCUAUAAUUGGAGACGUAGCAGCAGGAUUCACUUUAAAUACUUUCGGUAGAAAAACAAUGAUUUGGUUCUCUUCGAUACCGUUAACAGUAUCUUGGAUAUUAAUAGCUGUAGCAACCGCCCCUGUAUAUUUAUUCGCGGCAAGAAUACUCGCCGGUAUCAUAGAUGGAUUUUUAUUCACGGCGAUUCCGCCAUAUUUGGCCGAAAUAUCAGAUCCUGAAAUAAGAGGAUUUUUAGGUACAACAUAUUUCGUUACCCUCGUAUUCGGUAUGAUGUUAUCGAACGUCAUGCUGAUGUUUAUAUCCAUCCCGACGUCGGCGUACAUAUCCGCAUCAGUAAGUCUACUGAUGUUGAUAAUACUACCGUUCCUACCGGAAAGUCCGUAUUUUUACGUAAUCAAAAAGGAAAUGUCCCUAGCGACAUCUAGCCUACAAAAAUUUCGAGGAAAAGGCGAAAUAACCGAAGAACUAGAACGCAUAUCUAACGGAAUAGAAGAAGAAAAUAAACUCGGUAAAGGCACGUUCUACGAACUCGUUUUCACACCGCAAAAUCGAAAUUGUCUUAUUUUGGCCUUAGCCAUGACGGCGUUGCAGCAACUGACCGGCAUCUUGGCGAUACAGUCUUACUGCGACAUUUUGUUUAACGAAACCAACGAUAUUCUAUCGGCGAACGUCGGCAAUUUGAUUUACUUCGUCAUUUAUUUUGUAGGAACGUCGAUCGCUUUAUUCGUAAUCGAUAUUUUCGGCAGGAAACCUCUGGUUUUAUUUUCCACUUCGAUAAUAUGCGUUACCCUUUUGACCGACGCCACUUUCUUGUAUAUUAAAAGUUCCACGGACGUGGACGUUCGAGGCUUCGACUAUGUACAGAUAAUAUCGAUAUUAAUUUACAUCGCCGCUUUUAGUAUCGGACUAAAUUGCGUUCCUAUUUUAGUUAGUAGUGAAAUUUUCCCCUCUCAUAUUAAAGGUAAAGCCUUUUGUUUGAUAAAUGUUUGUUUUAGUCUGGUGUCCAGUGGCGUCGUUCAAUUUUUUAGUUGGUCGAAGGGGUUCGGUUUGGAGGUGCCGUUUUACACUUUCGCUUUUGUUAGUUUGAUCGGUACAAUUUUUCUCGCGGUGUAUCUGCCGGAAACUAAAGGGAAAACGUUGGAAGAUGUACAAUCGCGAAUGAAAAAUUUGAGGGGGAAAAAGGGUAACGUCGUUUGAAUACGUUUUUGUAUAUUUUUAUUUGGCGGGUAGUAGAGUAUUUGUUAUCGAUUAUUAAUAUUUUCGUAUUUCUUAUAGAAGCGGACUACUGUGAUAAAAUUUGUGAAAAAUACUUUUGAUUUUAAUUGUAAUAAAUAAACAAUAAAUUUUUUUCCUUUUGACGAAA